Closterium sp. Naga37s-1 is the source of this 1030-nucleotide messenger RNA. Lineage: Eukaryota; Viridiplantae; Streptophyta; Zygnematophyceae; Desmidiales; Closteriaceae. The record is from the annotation of a GenBank genome assembly.
AUGUUCAGCGAGGAGGCGGCGGACAAGACGCGCAAAUGCAAGUGUUGCCCUACACGGAUCUCAUUCAAGAAAAGCAGCACACGUUCAGGGGAGCGGCACUAUAAGUCGAAGCACAACGCGCAUUAUGCCAUUUGGAAGCGGAUGUAUGAGGGUGGCCUCGUCCCCUCUGAUGCUACAUUCCCUGAGGGCGGCUAUCCCGGGGUGCCCCACUCUGGCGAGGAAUGGCCAUAUGCGGAGGCGUACCCGAAUGUCCCCCCUGGGGUUCUUGUGGGAGGGGGUGUCGGCGGGGGGCAGGGGACGAUGGAUCAGUUUAUGGCGCCAAAGCUGGCGAAGGGGGAGCUGCGAGCCACCAUUGUGAAGUUUGUGGUGAUGACUGACAGCUCCUUCCUCGUCGUCGACAAUGAUGCGGGAAGGAUUUUUGAGAUCACUGUGCGCGUGCUUGCCUUAAACAAGCUCAUGGUUUAUGUUUUCAAGGAAAUGCUCACUGUGGCCAACCCUCUCUGUGGGAAGCCAAAUGUCAUUCCAUCGCGCUGGACGAUUGCCCGUGACGUGACGAGGUACGCCGACAUGGCACGGGCGUUGGCCAUGGCUGAGCUGGAGCUGGAGGAGGAGGAGGUCUUGCCAUUGUUCAGGAAUGUGUCCCCUAUGUGCAUGGGCAUGUGCAUGGGCAUGUGCAAGGCGGCAUGCCACUGUGUAUCACCUCAACGUUGCCAAGUGUUUGACCCUUACGUUCCAAACAGGUGCAUGGCGCAUGCCCUGAACCUUGCAGACCAGAAAGCGCUAGGGGUAGAGACGGUGAAGGAGGCCCUGCAGCGCAUACGCGACAUGGCCACAUUCGUUGGCCUCUCGCCUAAGCGCAUGGUGCGAUUCAGGAAGGAGCUGAAGGAUUCCUAUCCUUCAUUGUGUGACCUUAAGCUGGUGCUGGAUUGCGAGGUCCGCUGGGGGUCCACCUACGCCAUGGUGGCACGAGCUCUUCGUCUUCGUCGGCCUUUGAGCGCGCACGUCGCGAACGAGCAGGUUAGUGUCGCCU